GCCUACCAAAGCUUGCUUUUAGAGGUGGGAUAUCCCGACCCUCGAUUCAACCCUCCGCUGAUAGAUGGUGUCAAAGGUCCUUACUUAAGAGGACUUGGGCGGGACACGUGCGGAUUUCCCUUACCCUAACCCAGAAACUGGAUUUGUAUAUCUUAUUUGUGAGGCCCGCGCUGCGGAUGCCAGGGCAAUCCGGAAUUCAUCCACAGUGGUCUACACCUUACCCCCGCCCCACAAUUCCCUUAGAUGUUCCCUUCUCAGGCACAGUACAGAACUCUCCUAUUCUGGCCUUCUGAACUCAGAGAGUUCGAGCUCGAUGGUACCUCCAACCCCUUCAAGAGACCUGGAGAUGGGGAAUGACCUUCCUAAAACCAUAUGGUUGGUGACUUGUGGGGCUUCGCUAGAACCCAGGCGUCCUGGCUCAUACGAGUGCUCCUUCCAUCAUUUCACAUGACGUUUUCAUUUCCCCUCUUUCUGGGAGAUUGCUCUGAUAUCUUUCCUACCUUAAGACCUAUGACAAUCAGUCUUACCACAUUUAUCUCCCAGAUUUAUGGGUUCAGUUACCAGGAUCACUUUCUUCUCUAGGGUGUACUACAGACCUCCAAGUGUUGGACGAUGGGAUUCAGCAGAAAAUGAGUCCCCCAUCCUCUUUUUAUCUGUAAGUCACUCUCUCAACUGCUCUUCCACCACCCACUGUCCACAUGUCUACCUUACUGCUCAAUCUGGACUUUGGGGAACCUCCUCCCAAAAAGGCAUUAGAAGGAAAUGCCAAGCACCGAAAUUUUGUCAAGAAGCGGCGGCUCUUGGAACGGAGAGGCUUUCUGAAUAAAAAGAACCAGCCCCUUAGCAAGACACCUAAAUUGCACUCAGAACCUCCAAAAAAAGGAGAAACUCUUAGGGAGGAUGGCACUUGGAAGAUUCCAACCUUCCGCAAAAGGAAGAAGACAGCUGCCUCCAGCAGUGGGUCAGAACAGCCUGGGGACAAAAAAGCUGCAGUGUCUUGGCUGACCCCUGCCCCUUCAAAGAAGACUGAUGUAGCUAACAUAGAUUUGCUGGGGGAAUUCCAGAGUACCCUUCCAAAGAUCAAAAGCCCCCCAUCCAGCUCCCAGAAGAAGGGGCCUCAGAAGAAAUCCUCUCAGAAGAACCCUCCUCAGAAAAAUGCUCCACAAAACUCCACUCAAGCUCAUUCAGAGAAUAAAUGCUUUGGAACAUCCCAAAGGUUGCCAAAAAAGAUGGUGGCAAUUGACUGUGAGAUGGUGGGCACAGGACCCAAAGGGCACGUUAGUUCCUUAGCUCGCUGUAGCAUUGUCAGCUACGAUGGAGACGUGCUUUAUGAUGAAUACAUCCUUCCCCCCUGCCACAUUGUGGACUACCGGACUAGAUGGAGUGGUAUCCGGAAACAACACAUGGUAAAUGCCACACCCUUCAAGAUUGCUCGAGGCCAGAUCUUGAAGAUACUCACAGGGAAGAUAGUGGUAGGGCAUGCCAUUCACAAUGACUUCAAAGCCCUUCAGUACUUUCACCCCAAGUCCCUCACCCGUGACACCUCCCAUAUCCCCCUUCUCAACCAGAAGGCGGACUGCCCAGAGAAUACCACCAUGUCUCUGAAGAGUCUCACCAAGAAGCUGCUGAACCGGGAUAUCCAGGUUGGGAAAAGCGGACAUUCCUCUGUGGAAGAUGCCCAGGCCACCAUGGAGCUGUACAAAUUGGUUGAAGUCGAGUGGGAACAGCACCUGGCCCAGAAUCCCCCAAAAGACUAGCAGCAGUGGGGGCACUGGUGAUGUGGGCAAGCAGAGGCAACAGCCAGGAGAAACAGGGCUGUGGACUAACGGACAGCUCUACUAGCUCCACAUCUUUGGAAGCUGGAAUUGUUGGGGAGAGAGAAGCUCUACCCUAACUUAAUAUCCAUUGAAAUUUCACCUCAGG
Otolemur garnettii (small-eared galago) is the source of this 1923-nucleotide messenger RNA. RefSeq names its product interferon stimulated exonuclease gene 20 like 2 (gene ISG20L2). Gene Ontology annotation, molecular function: 3'-5'-RNA exonuclease activity; nucleic acid binding. The transcript is spliced from 3 exons. The coding region runs from base 699 to 1757 and encodes 352 amino acids. NCBI's taxonomy places the organism in Eukaryota, Metazoa, Chordata, Mammalia, Primates, Galagidae. Gene Ontology annotation, cellular component: nucleus. The record is from RefSeq and is a predicted model, not a curated record. Gene Ontology annotation, biological process: intrinsic apoptotic signaling pathway in response to DNA damage by p53 class mediator.